AUGCUUCUGUUCUGUUUGGGUUUGAAUACAUUCGGAAGCAAUAAAGAGUCAGAUGUGGAUAUAUGGCUAACCGACCCCGAUAAAUCCAUUUUAUUCCAAAAACGAAGUCCAAUGCAGCUGUCUUUUGGUAAUGGCUCUAAUAUCAAUGCAAGCAUUAUCAAUAUAGAUGAGACACAAAUGUAUCAGUCUAUUGACGGUUUUGGUUUUACUUUAACCGGCGGUAGCGCCAUGCAUAUAAAUCGCAUGAAAGCAACGGCACGUGCAGCCAUGUUAAAAGAAUUAUUUUCCAUAAAUGAUAAUGAUAUUGGCGUUAGCUAUUUGCGAAUCAGCAUAGGUGCAUCGGAUUUAGACGAGUAUGUUUUUUCUUACAAUGAUCUUUCCAGGGAUGAAGAAGCCGAUAUAAACAUGGAUCAAUUUAGUCUAGCGCCUGAUAAAACGCAUUUAAUACCGGUGUUGAAAGAAAUACUAGCUAUUAAUCCAGAUAUAAAAAUAAUGAGUUCGCCUUGGUCCCCACCAACAUGGAUGAAAACGAAUAGAAAUUCAAUAGGCGGCAGUUUACGACCGGAAUAUUACAAUGCAUAUGCAAAAUAUUUUGUCAAAUACAUACAAGAAAUGAAAGCUGAGGGGAUAAUUAUUGAUGCAAUUACAAUUCAAAAUGAACCACUGCAUCCGGGCAAUAAUCCUAGCAUGCUAAUGUUAGCUGAAGAGCAAGCUGCUUUUGUUAAACAGAGUUUGGGCCCUGCAUUUAGAGAACUUGGUAUCAAUACGAAGAUUAUUUUGUACGAUCAUAAUGCCGACAGGCCAGAUUAUCCAAUUACAGUGCUGAAUGAUCUCGAAGCUAAACAAUAUGUGGAUGGCUCUGCCUUUCAUUUGUACGGCGGUAGUAUUGAUGCACUAUUACAGGUACACAAUGCACAUCCAGACAAACACAUAUAUUUCACAGAACAAUGGGUAGGCGCUCCUGGGAAUUUAAAAGGCGACUUGAUGUGGCAUGUUAAAAACUUGAUUAUAGGUGCUACUCGUAAUUGGAGCCGUAAUGUGUUAGAAUGGAACUUAGCAGCUGAUCCCUAUUUAAAACCACAUACGCCGGGCGGCUGUACUCAGUGUUUGGGUGCCAUUACGAUUGAUGGAAACAAUAUUACACGUAAUCCUGCAUAUUAUAUAAUAGCACAUGCAGCUAAAUUUGUGCGCCCGGAUUCUGUAAGAAUUGCAUCUAAUACUCCGCAUAAGCUUCCGAACGUAGCGUUUAAAACGCCAAAUGGCAAAAUAGUUUUAAUUGUGCUGAAUGAAAAUGAUUCUUCGCAAACUUUUAAUAUUUGCUUUAACAGUAACAGGCUUGUUGUUGCUACUGAGCUUAGCGCCGGUACAGUGGGCACUUAUGUGUGGUAA
Messenger RNA from Didymodactylos carnosus, 1389 nucleotides. Lineage: Eukaryota; Metazoa; Rotifera; Eurotatoria; Philodinida; Philodinidae. The record is from the annotation of a GenBank genome assembly.